Coniophora puteana RWD-64-598 SS2 is the source of this 834-nucleotide messenger RNA. RefSeq lists its product as uncharacterized. NCBI's taxonomy places the organism in Eukaryota, Fungi, Basidiomycota, Agaricomycetes, Boletales, Coniophoraceae. Bases 1 to 834 code for a protein of 277 amino acids. The record is from RefSeq and is a predicted model, not a curated record. The transcript is spliced from 6 exons.
AUGGGCCACACUUCAUCGAAAUCAGACCGUCGCAACUACAACAAGUCCGGCGGUAGCUAUCAACACCCAUACGGCGCACCACCCCCUUACUCCGACUCGGACGAGAGUCUGGACAAACCUCCGUCGGUACCACCGAAAGAUCGGCGGUCUCGGCGGCCCCGGCAAGAAAACGCGCUCGAGAUACUGCGUCGAUACGACACUGUUUUGAUCGUGGAUGACUCCACCUCUAUGAGAGGCGCUUUAUGGCAUGAGGCCCGCGAAGCUCUCGCGGACCUUGCGAAGGCGGCUGCUACGUACGACACCGACGGGAUUGACAUAUGCUUCUUGAACAGCAAGGAGCAUGGCGAAGGUCUAAAGGAGGCCGACGAAGUUCGCGACAUCUUCAAUCGCGUGAAGCCGACGUUCGGCACCCCGUUGGGUGUCGUCGUUCACAAAGUGCUUAAACGGUACCUGAAGAGGCUCGAGCGCGAGAUACAGAGGGACUCAGAUGCUGACGAGGAAGUCAAGCCUGUCAAUUAUAUCGUCAUCACAGACGGCAGGCCAGAUGACGAAAUUGAGCUCGAGAACGCGAUCGUCAAAUGUGCCACGUUUCUGGACAAACACGAAUACCCGCUAAGUCAGAUCGGCAUUCAAUUCGUGCAGAUUGGCGACGAUCUCCAUGCCACUCAGUUCUUGAAGGACCUUGACAAUACUCUGGCAACAAAAUAUACCACACGUGACAUAGUAGAUACAGAAACGUACAACGGAGUAGUAACUGCCCCCAAGCUUAUAAAACUCAUGCUUGGAGGCAUAAACCGCCGUGUGGAUAUGAAGGGCGGGGAGGUCAUGCUUUAG